AUGCAGUACUCCUCGCAGGAUGAUGGAUGCAUGAACGCCGACCGGGAGGGAUUCCUUAUCAAUCGCCGUCGGACCUCCAGUCACGUGAUCAUAAUCUGGAGGCGACAUGCACGUAACAUCUUCGGAAUUCUCAUCACCUCUCUUUUGUCAAUCCAACAACAUCAAUCAAGAACUACGGCAGAAUAUACACCGGUUGUCGCUCUGCAUGAGGAUACAACAUGUGUAACCAUGGCAACCAAGGGUGGUCUUCUGGGAUUCGCGGGCCCAGCAGCUCCAAAACCAGCUCGCCCACCGCGACGACGGUUUCUAAGACGCUGGAGACGAUCCAUUGGCGGUUGGGCCGUGAUUGCGACGCUCCUGCUACUCUCCAGGUGGUCGCCGGCAGAUGUACUCACUCCGACCACCUCCGCUGCCACCAAGCGCGAAUUCUACGGGGGACUACAAAAGUGUCACGAUGGGUACGAUCACAGCCCGCACGAGGCUGCAGUCUCCGCCCGCCGACAGAACCCCCGCUGGAACCCCGUCUCGGGCCAAAAAGCCGCCAUCAUCAUCCAGAAUGCGACGCUCUUCGACGGAGAAUUGACUCUUCGCGACCGGGUGGAUGUCGUCUUCGACGCUGGGGUGAUCCGAUCGGUAUUGCCAACGGCAUUACAUUCCCCCUUCCCAGUCAAUGCUCAAGUCAUCGACGUACAGGGAGCAUUCGUCACACCCGGUCUGGUCGAUAUGCAUUCGCAUCAUCUGUUACUGUCAUUCCCUCAGCUCCCAGCCACUAAGGACGUCAACGAGAGUCCACUCCUGGGACCGUUGACCUCGUUCGUCCGCGGGGUCGACGGGUUCAACCCCGACGACCCAGCCAUCAGAAUCAUCGCCUCGGGCGGCGUCACCUCGUCGCUGAUCCCGCCAGGCUCCGCCAACGUCAUCGGCGGCGAGGCCUAUCUGGUCAAGAACCUCCCGCGCCCCGGUCCAGACAGCGAGCCCGUCAUCGAAGAGUUGCUGCUCGACCACGGCAUCCCCGAUGCGCAGCGGCAGCGGUAUCUCAAGAUGGCCUGCGGCGAGAACCCCCGGCGCUUCUACGGCCACACGCGAUUAGGGCUCGCUUGGCUGCUGCGGGAAGAACUCAACAAGGCACGCGAGCUGCACGAGCAACAGUCAGAAUGGUGUAGCGCUGCGUUCCGCAUCGAGAAGACCCGGUUCGGCCAGAGCCAGCAGAUCGCCACUUUCGUCCAACAGCACGGCAAGCGCCCGGAGGAAUUCAAGCUCGACACGCUGGUGGCCUUGCUGCGCGGGGAGCUGAAUCUAAACGUGCACUGCUACACGCCGGAUGACCUGGAACGGAUGUUGGCUGUGUUGCAUGAAUUCGAUAUUCAUCCGCGGGCAUUCCACCAUGCACUGUCUGCCUGGCAGGUGCCGGAAUUUCUGAAACAUCUGGAGGAGAACAUCACCAUCGCAACAUUCGCCGAUAACGGCUUGUACAAGGCCGAGGCAUAUGAGUCGAAUCUCCGCGGACCCAAGAUCUUGGACGACCAUGGACUGCGAGUCGCCUUGAAAUCGGAUCACACCGGAGAGGGGAAUUAUGCCAAAUACCUUCUCGAUCAAGCAGCGACCGCACACUCCUUCGGUCUCUCCGAGGCCAAAGCCCUGCAAGCAGUCACCUCCAUCCCCGCGCGCUCCAUCCAGCAAGACCACCGGAUCGGCUACACGCGUCCUGGCUACGACGCCGACCUGGUGAUCUGGGACGACCACCCGCUGCAAGUCGGCGCCACUCCCAUCGAAGUCUUCAUCGACGGUCGGGCAGUGCUCAAACCGAACGGCCUUCCAGAGAUUCCCAACCAGGGUUACCCUCGACAUGCACCCGCAGUCCGCCCCUCCGUCAUCGGAGACGAAGGCGAGCACAUCUGCAACCAAGUCCGGGACAAAUCCCGCGCCCAGAUCCUCUUCACUGGCAUCCAGCAAGUCCUCCUCCCCGCCACUGGCUACUCAACACCAAACCACGAGGAAACCUCCAUCCUAUUCGAGAACGGCCAAAUCACCUGCCUAGACAGCAAGUCCGCCUGUCUCGCCCAUGCCUCCCACGAAACCCUCACGCAAAUCACCCUCCAGAAUGGAUACAUCACCCCCGGCCUCGUCGCCUUCGGCAACAAACUCGGGAUCGAGGAUAUCGCCUCAGAGCCCUCCACCGGCGACGGCAAGGACGUCAAGGGCGCCACCGACCCGCUGAACGAGCGCAAGAGCGUAUCCUUCGCCAAAUACGGUGUCCAUCUGCACGGCCGUGCUUUUUCUCGUGCGCAGGUCGGUGGCGUGACGAAGGCGGUGACCCCGCCGUUGAGCGCGGGAAUUGUUCAAGGGGUCAGUGUGGGAGUCCGCACGCAUGAGCAUGCGAGUAUUCUCGACGGUGGGCUUUGGAAGGAUGAGGUGGCGUUGCAUUUUACGGUCGGGCAGGGGGCGAGGAAUGAUGAUACCCCAACUGUCUCGUCGGGCAUUGAGCGGUUACGCCAGGUGUUGGAGCAGGGCGAGAAGGAGAGCGCAGGGGUGUAUGCGCGCGCAGCGAACGGGUCGUUGCCCGUCGUGGUGCAUGCUUUCCACCAGGACGAUAUCGCGCAACUCGUCCGCAUCAAGCAAGACUUCCGAGCCGUCAACCUCGUCCUUUAUGGCGGUCACGGCGCCCCGUUGGUCGCCCGCCACCUCGCCGAAGAAUCCAUCCCCGUCAUCCUGACCGGGAACCGCGGCGCACCCGACCACUGGGAGAAAAAGGAUAUCCCUGUCGGUCCGCCGCUGACCGACAGUGCCGCCAAGACGCUCCUCGACGCGGGCGUGCAGCUGGGUCUGGCGAUCGUGGGGGACUCUGGGGUACAUGCGCUGGCGCAGCACGCGCGGGCAGCGGGUAAGCAGGCGGGGUUGACCGAGCGGGAGGCGAUCGCGCUGGUCUCGACGAACAUUGAGGAGAUUUUGGGGUUGCAGAAGGGGACUGAACGGGAGCACUAUGUUGGAGACUUUGUGGUGUGGGAAGGGAAUCCGUUGGCGGGGGAGGGAUCGGUGGUGGUUUCGGUGUUGGAGGGAGGCGAGGUGGCGGAUUGUUGGCCGGAUAGGGUUGGGGCGGUGCUGUAAUGGUUGGGCACUGUCUUCGUAUUGUUGCAUGGCAUGGUCUAGUAAUUUCUGAUACACAUAUCAUUCCUCGGUCCAACAUAUCAACAAUCUGGUACACACUAUGCGCCAGCACAUCAAGCUUGGACAUACCCUCUGUGCUCUCGCUCGUAGGUGACAAGUCCUCGCUGCGCAACCCGUGAGCCUCCUCGAACACCAUCUCCCAGAGAAGGCAGUAGAUAGCAUUCAUCACCUUGCGAUGAGUGCCCUGUAUCCACUGCUGCGAGCUUGUAGUAGGGCAACUCAACCCGUGCACCGCCCCCCUUCUGAACACGACCUAAGCGACCAGCUCUCACAUACGCGACC
Molecule: messenger RNA, 3447 nt
Organism: Aspergillus saccharolyticus JOP 1030-1
Lineage: Eukaryota; Fungi; Ascomycota; Eurotiomycetes; Eurotiales; Aspergillaceae
Product: amidohydrolase
Exons: 9
Coding region: 1-3105 (1034 amino acids)
Molecular function (GO): hydrolase activity, acting on carbon-nitrogen (but not peptide) bonds
Source: RefSeq, a predicted model, not a curated record